GGAGACCAAAGAUGUCUAGAUUGAUGGCGUGUGAGAGAGCAAAAUACCGCUUUGAUUAUUUGACGCCGCAAGCAAAGGGUCACGUUCCACUAACUUUCAAGAUUCAACAAAACCCACUUUGUUUCUCUCUCUUUUUUUUAUAUAUCUUCAUAUUCUCUUUCUGUGUCAUCUUCUUUUAAUAAUCUGAUCUUCUUACAGAAGAAAGAUUGUCUCCAGAGAAAAAAGGUUUUUCUUACAAAGAAAAAAGAUUCAAGUCUUUUGAGUUUUCAACAAAGUCCAGAUUCAAUGAACAGAGGCGAUAAACGUAAUCAGCAACCUUCAUAUAUCGCUGAUCAUUUCAGCAGCUUGGAUCAGGUGAUAACUUCUCUGAGAGAAGCUGGACUUGAAUCUUCAAAUCUGAUUCUAGGAAUUGACUUCACCAAGAGCAAUGAGUGGACAGGAAGAUAUUCAUUCAAUAGAAAAAGUCUUCAUGCCAUUGGUAAAAGACUGAAUCCGUAUGAGCAGGCAAUAUCCAUAAUUGGUCGUACUUUGUCUCCCUUUGAUGAAGAUGAUCUUAUACCUUGUUUUGGUUUUGGCGAUGUGACAACACGCGAUCAAUAUGUAUUCAGCUUUUAUCCUGAGAACAAAAGCUGCCAAGGAUUGGAAAACGCUGUUAAACGAUAUAGAGAGAUUGUUCCACAUUUGAAGUUAUCUGGUCCUACCUCGUUUGCACCGGUUAUUGAUGCUGCCAUCAACAUAGUUGAGCAGAACAAUAUGCAAUACCAUGUUCUCGUCAUUAUUGCAGAUGGUCAGGUUACAAGGAAUCCUGAUGUUCCGCUUGGUCGACUUAGUCCACAGGAAGAAGCUACUAUGAACUCGAUAACGGCAGCUAGCCAUUACCCGCUGUCGAUCGUCUUGGUUGGAGUAGGAGAUGGACCAUGGGACACAAUGAAACAGUUCGAUGACAAUAUCCCUCACCGUGAGUUCGAUAAUUUCCAGUUUGUAAACUUCACAAAGAUAAUGUCGGAGCACAAAGAUGCGGCUAAAAAAGAGGCUGCUUUUGCACUCGCAGCUCUCAUGGAGAUCCCUUUUCAAUACAAGGCCACAUUAAGUCUCAAUAGAAAACCAGUGCGCAGUUCCCAUCUGCACCAGAAGCCACUCCCACCACCACCGGAGGUUAUUGAGCGUGACAAUGCUAUUAGAUCGGUGCCACAUCCAAUGACAGAAGCUGCAGAGAAAAGUGACAGAACGGCUCCUGCUACAGCGCCGGUAUGCCCGAUUUGCUUGACUAAUCCAAAGGACAUGGCUUUUAGCUGCGGCCACACAACGUGCAAGGAAUGCGGCGUGGUUGUCACGACAUGCCCAAUGUGCAGACAAGCUAUAACAACAAGGAUCAGGCUGUACACUUGACUGUAAAAUCCAGGGAAACUCAAGGACGCUAGAGAUGAGGCAAAAACCAUAUGGGUAACUGGUUACACACUUGAGAUUCAUGUUCAUACGUGUGUAGCACAUUGUACAGUCCAAGCAGAAUAAUAAUAAUACAUAGACUGUAGUUUGUAUGUAUAUUGCAGUGGCUGUGAGGCUCUUUGGAUUAGACUAUUAAAUGAAUUCCCAAAAUUCUUA
Capsella rubella is the source of this 1602-nucleotide messenger RNA. Its product is annotated as E3 ubiquitin-protein ligase RGLG3. The record is from RefSeq and is a predicted model, not a curated record. The transcript is spliced from 11 exons. Bases 286 to 1389 code for a protein of 367 amino acids. NCBI's taxonomy places the organism in Eukaryota, Viridiplantae, Streptophyta, Magnoliopsida, Brassicales, Brassicaceae.